AUGGGAUCUGAGCCCACGGAAAAAGAAAUGAUUGUAACUCAGAUUAGUGUUGGGGGGCUGGACAAUAAUGCCACAGCCGACUUGCUCGUCGAUUUUUUCGAAGAUGAAAUCGGAAUGGUUUCGAGGUGCCGGCUGAAGACCUCAUCCACUCCCCCGGGUUCUUAUCCAAAUUUCGAAAUUGACACAUACAACAUACAGCGUAAAGAAGACUAUGAAAAAGUCGAACCCCACGCCUUUAUCCAUUUUAUAUUAGCAAGCUCGGCUACAAAAGCGCUAGACAAGGCAGGCUGUGGGGAGCUUGUUUUAAGGGGCAAACCCUUAAGGAUCAGUUUGGGACCCGAAAACCCGCACCACAUGAGCCAGAGGAGACGGACCACAAAACCGUACAAGUUGCCCGACGUUCUCGUCGAGAUUGGGGUCAUGCGGAGCCGGGAGGAGCUCCUGGUCGGCUGGAGAGGGCCCCACAAGGGCGUCGACUUUCUUGUUGACCCGUUUAACGGGAGGUGCAAGCUCCAGUUCUCAAGGGACACAGCUUUCUCAGCCACGGGUGAGGCCAAGCCUGUCGUGAUCAGGUGUGACUUUAGGAUCGAGUUCAUGCCUAGGGAAAUCAUCGAGAUUAAACAGUGUAAAGAUUUUUCCUCAAUAAUAAUUCUGCUCCAGCUGGCCUCCGCCCCUUUGGUCUACUACCGAACGGCGGAUGACGAUAUUCGGGACCCAGUGCCUUUCGAUUUGUUGGAUGAUGACGACCCAUGGAUCCGGACGACCGAUUUCACGCCCAGUGGGGCCCUCGGCAGAUGCAACACUUACCGAAUCUCUGUUCGGCCUCGAAACGGGAAGGCUCUCCAAGAUGCCUUAGAAUAUCUUCGGACGCGUAGGGUGCCCAUUGUCUACGGAAGCCCGAGGGAGCGCCUUAAAGUGUGUGACGAGCCUGAUUUCGGGCUGCCCAUGUCGGACCAGUUCUUCUGUAUCCAAUAUCGAGAGGGCAUAUCCUUCAAAACUCUGUUCUUAGUGAAUGCCGUCUUACACAAGGGAAUCAUCAACCAGCACCAGAUGUCUGAGAAAUUUUUCGACCUGCUGAGAAGUCAAACUGAGGAGGUCAACACAGCAGCCCUCAAGCACAUCUGCUCCUACAAGCGUCCCGUGCACGAUGCCCUCCGCGCACUGAAGCUCGUCCAGAGAUGGCUGCUGAACAACCCGAGGCUACUCGAGCAACCCUUGCACGAGUCCACCGACAUCAUCGAGGUCCGGCGGCUGAUAAUAACCCCAUCCAAGGCCUACUGUCUUCCUCCGGAGGUUGAGCUGUCAAACCGAGUCCUCAGGCACUACAAGGACGUGGCCGACCGCUUCCUUCGGGUCACGUUCACGGACGAGGCCAUGCUCACGCUCAACAAAAAUGUCCUGACCUACUACGUGGGCCCCAUGGCCCGGGGCAUCACGUCGGGCUCUGCCUCACAAAGGACCGCCAUGUUCAAGCGGGUCAAAGACGUGCUGACCAACGGUUUCCACCUGUGCGGCCGCAAGUACUCUUUUCUCGCCUUCUCUUCGAACCAGCUGCGGGACCGUUCGGCCUGGUUCUUCGCGGACCACAAGAGCACUGGAGUUGCCAACAUCAAGAGCUGGAUGGGGAAGUUCACUAACCGAGUCGUGGCCAAGUGCGCGGCCAGGAUGGGGCAGUGCUUCUCGUCGACCUACGCCACGGUGAAAGUCCCCCUGACCGAGGUCGACACGAAAAUCGAGGAUGUCGAGAAUAAUAAUUACGUUUUCUCGGAUGGAAUCGGAAUGAUCACGGAUGACCUGGCGCGGGAGGUUGCCGAGAGGCUCCAGCUUAGAACGAAUCCGCCGUGUGCUUACCAGAUAAGGUACGCCGGCUACAAGGGAGUCGUGGCACGCUGGCCGAAUUUACAAGGCAGACACCGCCUGUAUCUCAGGCCAAGCAUGAAGAAAUUUGAGUCGACCCACACAACGCUCGAGAUCUGUUCGUGGACUCGGUUUCAGCCGGGUUUUUUGAACAGGCAAAUUGUCACGCUUUUGUCGGCCUUAGAGGUCGGGGACAAUGUGUUCUGGGAAAUGCAGGAGAAGAUGGUCUCGGGGCUUGAUAGAAUGCUCGAGGACACGGAUACGGCUUACGAUGUUCUCAGUGGUUCGUGUUCCGAUCAGGGGAAUACGGCCGCUAUAAUGCUUAGCGCCGGCUUCAGGCCACAAACUGAGCCUCACCUUCGGGGGAUGCUGACGAGCAUUCGUACAGCUCAGCUCGGGGACUUGAGGGAGAAAGCAAGAAUAUUUGUUCCUUCUGGAAGGUGGCUGAUGGGCUGUCUGGACGAGAGUCGGGUACUCGAACAUGGGCAGUGUUUUGUCCAGGUGUCGACCCCUUCUUUGGAGAACUGUUUUGUGGGCCACGGUCCGGAGUUCUCGGGGUAUGAUAGGAAGAUGCAGGUGGUCAGAGGGCUCGUGGCUAUAGCGAAGAACCCGUGCCUUCACCCGGGGGAUGUGCGAAUUCUGGAGGCAGUCGAUGCCCCGGAGCUGCAUCAUUUAUAUGACUGCCUUGUUUUUCCGCAGAAGGGUGAAAGGCCCCACCCGAAUGAAGCUUCGGGGAGUGAUUUGGACGGGGAUUUGUAUUUUGUGACGUGGGAUCAAAAUCUUAUUCCUCCGAGCAAAAGGAGCUGGACGCCUAUGGAGUAUGCUCCUGGCGAGGAAAAAAAGCUGCCGCGCGACGUGAAGCAUUCGGACAUAAUCGAAUUUUUCACAAAAAACAUGGUGAACGAGAGCCUCGGUGCCAUCUGCAACGCGCACGUGGUCCAUGCUGACUUAAGUGGCUAUGGCGCCCUCGACGAGAAGUGUAUAAAACUAGCCGAGCUCGCGGCAAUAGCCGUCGAUUUCCCCAAGACGGGCAAGGUGGUGACUAUGCCCCCGGAGCUCAAGCCAAAGAUGUACCCCGACUUCAUGGGUAAAGAAGAAUUUCAAACUUACAAGUCGACCAAAAUUCUGGGCAAGCUCUACCGUAAAAUCAAGGACACUUACGACAAGGGCUACGAAUCCUCUUCCGAUAGUGCAUUCGAUUUUGAGAACAUAACCUACGAUAGUGCACUCGAGAUUGCGGGGUCCGCAAGCUUUAUUGACGACGCAUGGAGUCGAAAGUGCUCGUAUGACGGGCAGCUGCUCGGCCUUUUGGGACAGUACAAGGUGAAUAGAGAGGAAGAGCUUGUGACGGGCCAUAUUUGGUCGAUGCCUAAAUACACGAGCAAAAAGCAAGGGGAACUGAAGGAGAGGCUCAAGCAUGCGUACACCAACCUGAGAAAAGAAUUUCGGAAGAUAUUCGAGGCCUUAGGUCUGGAGUUUGACGGUCUAACGGAUGCCGAGAAGAACUCGAUGUAUGAAAAGAAGGCAUCCGCAUGGUACCAGGUGACGUACCAUGAGAGCUGGCUGAGAAAGUCGAAGGAGAUGCAGAUGGUGGACGAUGGCGGGAAAGUGGUGAUGCUGAGCUUUGCGUGGAUUGCGGCUGAUUACCUUGCUCGGAUUAAGAUAAGGCAGAGGAGGAUGGAGAACGGUAUCUCGUCUAGUAAGCCUAUCGAUUCUCUUGGAAGCUCUGGACAAAGCUUAGUGUAA
Molecule: messenger RNA, 3603 nt
Organism: Striga hermonthica
Lineage: Eukaryota; Viridiplantae; Streptophyta; Magnoliopsida; Lamiales; Orobanchaceae
Source: the annotation of a GenBank genome assembly